Molecule: messenger RNA, 2713 nt
Organism: Oreochromis niloticus (Nile tilapia)
Lineage: Eukaryota; Metazoa; Chordata; Actinopteri; Cichliformes; Cichlidae
Product: lysophospholipid acyltransferase LPCAT4
Exons: 14
Coding region: 354-1898 (514 amino acids)
Biological process (GO): phosphatidylcholine acyl-chain remodeling
Cellular component (GO): endoplasmic reticulum
Molecular function (GO): 1-acylglycerophosphocholine O-acyltransferase activity; lysophosphatidic acid acyltransferase activity; calcium ion binding
Source: RefSeq, a predicted model, not a curated record
GAAGUAACAAACAGAGGGUAUAAAUUCUUUAGCUUGUGUGAGGUUUCGCCAUGAGGACGGUAGAAACUGAAAAAGUUGUGUUUUCUGCUAGCUUUUCUUUGUUUCUAAGGCUGUUGCUUUUGCCCUGUCCGAGCUAGCAUCAGCUAACACUCAGGUUUUCAAACUCCAACUGCUGAGGACACUUUUCCGAAAAAAGAGAGGCGCUGAGCAAUGAGCGCACCCUGACCUGCCUUUUCCCCUUUCUCUUUUUCUUUCCUCUGGCAUUUUUUUAGAGAAACUUUCAGCACCAAAGGAGUCUGAAUCACUUUUUGAAGGUUUUUAUACUUAGUAAAACUUGUUUUUGCUUUCUCGCCAUGGAGAGCCAGAGCAGCAGGGACAGCAGCAGCAGGGCUGCUACACAGGAGUACCCGAACCCCUUCAUUCAUGAGCUGAAGCUCACCAAGGCGCAGUGGAUCAAGGGCAUCAUCCUGGGCUGCACCCUGCUCCCCAUACGGGUCUUCCUGGCGUGGAUCUUGUUAAUCGCCGCUUGGAUCGUCGCUGUGCUGCGAUUGGCCGGCCUGUCUCAGGAGGAACGCUCCAAACCCUUAUCAGGCUGGCGGCGCUGGUUGUUCCACCCGAUCCUGUGGCUGCUGGGCCGUGCCGUGUUCUUCUGCGUGGGCUUCCACUGGGUUAAGGUGAAAGGUCGUAAGGUGGAUGUGAAGGAGGCGCCGAUCCUGGUAGUGGCGCCCCACAGCAGCUUCUUGGACAUGGUGAUCAUGUUUCCAGCCGGGGUGCCGGCAGUUGUGUCGCGGUCGGAGAACAUAAACCUGCCGGUCAUAGGAGCUCUGCUGGAGUGCAAUCAGUCUGUUCUUGUGAGCAGGAGGGAUCCUGAGUCCAGGAAAGAAGCCGUCUCAGAGCUAAACAAGAGGGUCACCUCCAAUGGAUCCUGGCCUCAGAUACUGAUGUUUCCUGAAGGAACCACAACUAAUGGCCGCUGUCUGCUCAGAUUCAAGACUGGUGCUUUCGUUCCCGGCGUCCCCGUCCAGCCCGUCGUGUUGCAUUACCCCAACGAGCUGGAUACUAUUCGCUGGACAUACAAAGGAAGCAACUGGUUUCAGGUGCUGUUUCACACGCUUUCACAGCCGUACACCAACAUCACUAUUGAGUUCCUGCCUGUUUACACUCCGUCCGAGGAGGAGAAGAACAACUCUAGACUGUUUGCAGGCAACGUUCAGAAAGUCAUGGCGAGCGCUCUGGGAGUCCCUGCCUCAGACUACGUGAUGGCUGGCCGGAUUCCAGUCAGUAAACUGAAAGACCUCUCUGUCCCGCUUGAGUCUCCUGGCAAAGAAGCGAUGACACUUCUGUACAGAAAAGGUCUGGGCCCACGUGAUGUAGAAGCAGCGUUGGACAGGAUGAUUGACAGGUGUCGCUCAGGAAACGGGGGCACAAAGGUCAACGCAGAGGAGCUCGCCUCCAUCCUCGGGCUUAACAAAAAGACAGCCGUCCACAUCUGCAGCCUGUACUCUAGGGAUGACACGGUGGACCUCAGACACAUCUACUUCAAUAUGGCAGCCCUUAUCGGACAUGUGGACGAGAUCUCUCUGCUUCACUAUGCUUUCGCUGCGUUCGACAGAGAGGGCAGAGGCAGUCUGACUAAAGAGGAGCUGACGGAGCUCAUGGGAGCGCUGCUGGGUGUUCCUCAGCAGAGCACCGAGGAGCUCUACGACACUGCCACCAAGGACCAGGAGCAGCUCACUGAAGAGAGCUUGCUGCUCGUGUUGACAACCCACCCGAUCUAUCAGAAAGUGACGAAGGAGAUCCUGCAGCCCGAGAGACCGCCAUCCGCCAACGGGACGUCUGUGAACAACAACAGAAGCCUCCUGAACGGCUCCGUUAACGAGGACAAGAAGUCCAAAUGAUGAUCUCCUCUCUGUCCUGGCUGGCAGAGAGGGGAGACAUGAGGGCUUCGAUAUUCACAAUGGACUCCACCUGGCACAAAGAGCAAAGGCAACAGUUUGAACAACAAAACAUCAUAAAAAGGGCUAAUACUCAGGAAGUGCUGUGAGCAAAAUGUGCUGCAAGUAUAGUUACAAAGCUUUCUUUAUGAGUGAAACAUGUUUUUAUUAAACAUGUGAACAUAAUGCAACACAAACUCUUGUAGAGGUUACAAAGUCAGGGAAAUAUUUUUUUAAAUUACGAGGAUCAUGCACAUCUAGUACAAGCAGAGGGUAACGGUCAGCGGGACACAGAUUUUGUGUCCUUUGCUCUAGCAGCGCAUGCUGCAUCCAAUGUGAAAGGGCCUUCAGGGUCAUCCAGGCAACAACUAGACUCUAGGUAAAAAUCUGUAUUCACCAACUAGUUGGCAAGUGGUUGCUAACCAGUUUUUCAUGGAAGACGCCAACUUGCCUGCAAACACUCGUAAGCUGCACUUUUACAAGCUUCACUAUGACUCGGCAGUUAGUCAACAAGUAUUUGCAGACAAGUCAGACCCUCUUUAGGACCACAUUCUCCUAGAUACACCCAGCUACCUCCAGCAACCACUGACCGACCACAGGAAGGUUGCACAUUUUCCUGAGCAGCUGGAGGAUGGUGGACAAUCUGAGGGAAACUGUCCACUCACACUAAAGCCUCACCUGCUUAAUCAUUCUUUUUCUCUGCAAUGGGACCCAAAACAUACAAAACAUAGCUUCGUGUUUUAUUCAGUAAAUCCUCAAAUUAUUGACUGACCCAUGAA